AUGGACCCCGCAACGACCGACGCAAAGCCAGAGAAGCUGCAGAAACGUCCGCGCGUGUCGACGGCGUGCGACGCUUGCAGGAAGCGACGCGCAAAGUGCGACGGCGUCAAGCCGACCUGCGGGCGAUGCAACUCGCUCGCACUCAAGUGUCUGUACAUCACGAAGGAUGUUGUCAACGCCUUGCAGAUGCGGAUCGACUCGCUGGAGAAGGAGCUUUCGGAGCUGAAGAUGGACAAGGGCGACGGCGAGUUCUCUGAGGGAACGGCGACGCCGCCUGUGGUCGCAGACGCCUUUGCCGGCGGCCUCGCGUUCAACUCGCACGGCGAGUUGCGCUUCUACGGUCCCACCUCCUCCUACCGCGCCAUUCUCGCCGACGUCACCGAGUCUUCCGUCGAAGCAGCGCGAGCCUGGUCGCUCACGCGCGCGCCCAUCCCCUACGCACCUCCCCUCGACCCUCAGCUCCCGAGACGUCCGCCUGUCCUCUCCUCCGAGUUCUCCGCCAAGCUCAUCGGACUUGCGUUCGAGCAUGCGUUCUCGCAAUUCGGACUAGUCGACGAGCGAGCGUUCCUGCAAGACUUGACGACAUCGGCAACAAGGCGAACUCCGCACUACUCUCCCUUACUCCUCCACCUCGUCCUAGCCUUCGGCGCUCGUUACCUCGACCCUGCCGACACCUCUUGGUGUCGCGAGAUCUGCAGCGACCCCUCAGACCCCUCAACGCGCGGCGACGUCUUCAUCGACUGGGCUCGGUUAGCUCUGGAUGGAGAGUUCAAGCAUCCGGAUGUCAGCACCGUGACGAGUUUGACCUGCUUGUCGGUGUAUCUGGGAGGGAUGGCGUGUGAUGGACCGGCGUUGAUGUUCCAUGCUCAGUCAAUGGCCUUGGCUGAAGACUUCGGGCUCCAUCUCGACAACCACCACCUGCAAAUCGGCUCGCGCAACAUCCCACCCGAACUCCGGGACGUCCGGCGGAAAGCCUUCUGGGCCGCAUUCCAAGUCGACGUCCUGAACAGCAUUUACAUCGGUCGACGGCCGCACUGGUUCCAGGACGACGUGGAUGUGCCGAACCCGCCGGUUGACAACAAUGUCGAGUUUGAUCCGCCGGCUUACCGCUCCUCGUCCUCGCACGCCGCUAGCAAGCUCAUGCAAAUAACCGCCCGCCUCCUCGCGACCGUCUACUCCCUCAAGCCCGGCGUCCCCCUCACAGCGCGCCAGAGCGCGCUGCCAGAACUCCACCUCGCGCUCGAGCAAUGGUACGUCGACCUGCCUUCGCCGUUGAGGGCGAGCACGCCGACGCCUGCGAAGGCGCCGCAUUCGCAUAUCAUAGGCUUGAAUGCCCUGUACCACGCUAUCGUUAUCCUCCUUCACCGACCCUUCUUCCGCCGCACGAACGAGGAGACAAUGCUGUCGGUUUCGACGGAGAAAUGCCUUUCAAGCUCGAAGCACAUCGUCCGCCUCGUUCGACUGCAGCGUGAGCGCUAUGGCCUCCGCUUCACUGCGCCGCUCUUCCAGCACUGCUGCUUCACCGCCGGCACGAUCCUCGCCCUCUCCGCCAACGAAGACCACAUCCUCGGCGUUCCCCAGCGCGACCUCGAGCGCAAGACGCAAGCCGCCGCCGACCUGAAGACCAUCAUCGCCGCCUUGCGCUCGAUCUCCGACACCUGGAAGACGGCAACGACGAGCGCGAACGUGCUCGAGGCGUUCAUGAGCCAAUGGAGCAAGUCGGGCACCAGGUCGGCCGGCGCGGGAGUCGCGACGCCUAGCUGGCCUGUCCGAGCGGGCGCGCCGCUGCAAGCUCCGCCCGAUGCGCUCGCGGCGGCGUUGGCGGCGCACAACGCGCAGGUGCAGGGUGCAGGCGCAGGCGCAGAAGGACAGUUUGGCUUCGCUGGACCGGACGAGCAGGCGGCGUGGCAGGACUUUACCGCCGACUUGACUGCGACGUCGUUCCCGCACAUCUUUCCUUCUUGGGACCUCGACACGGGUGGCUCGCUGGACGACUUCAUGGACCUUCUCGGACCGUCGGGAACGAACAACUCGCUCGACUUCAACCCGCUCGGGUACGCUGCGCAGGCCGCGGUGGCCGGCGCGGACUAG
Rhodotorula toruloides NP11 is the source of this 2091-nucleotide messenger RNA. Its product is annotated as C6 transcription factor. The record is from RefSeq and is a predicted model, not a curated record. The coding region runs from base 1 to 2091 and encodes 696 amino acids. Gene Ontology annotation, biological process: regulation of DNA-templated transcription; DNA-templated transcription. Gene Ontology annotation, molecular function: DNA binding; DNA-binding transcription factor activity, RNA polymerase II-specific; zinc ion binding. The transcript has 13 exons. NCBI's taxonomy places the organism in Eukaryota, Fungi, Basidiomycota, Microbotryomycetes, Sporidiobolales, Sporidiobolaceae.